AUGCUGCGCCACAGCUUGAGAACGGCAGCCGGCAGUGCCAGCCAGAACGAGAAGUUGAGCAGCGACAGCAGCACCUCGCGCAGCAUCUUCGAUCUUGUCUUUUACAGCGCCACGGACGUAGUGGUCGGGAGCGCGCGAGCGCAGACCACCCCUGCCGCUAGCCUCGACUUUUUUGGGAGCCUCAAGAAGCAGAAGGUGCAGGAGAAGCGAAAGCGAGAGGACGAUGAAGACGACGAGCAGCAAAGCGAAGAAAACGAUGAGCACACGCAAGAGAAGAAGAACGGCAAAAACAACAAGAAGAACAACAACAAGAAGAACAAGAAGAACAACAAGAGGGCGAAGAAGGACAAGCAGGCCACAAAGGAGGCCCCGGUGAAGGACGAAGACGGAGAGGAGGAGGCCAAGGAAGAGGAAGACGAGGAGGAGCAGCAGCAGAAGCAGGAAGAGAAGAAGGGGGACUACGAGGACGAGCGCAACCAGGUGGCGCUGUUCGGCAAGAGCGAAAUCAAGAACGAGGGCGGCACCAAGAAAAAGAAGAAGGCCACCCCCAUCUCCAGCGAGCAGCAGAAGGAGCGGGAGAGGGUCAACAACCUGCGCCAUGCGCACAAGAUCCGAGUCAAGGGCGGGGACGUGCCGGCGCCCAUCACGGCUUUCGCAGAGCUGGAGGCGAGCAUGCGUGCGUACCUGCUGCGCAACAUCGAGGCGGCGGGCUACACCACCCCGACGCCCAUCCAGAUGCAGUCCAUCCCCAUCCUCCUCCACGGGCGCGAGCUCAUGGCCAUCGCCCCCACCGGCUCGGGUAAGACGGCGGCGUACGUGCUGCCGAUACUGAGCAAGCUCAAGCAGCCGGAGAAGGUGGGCUUCCGGGCGGUGAUCGUGUCGCCCACGCGCGAGCUGGCGCAGCAGAUCUAUCGCGAGCUGCGCAAGCUGUCCAAGGGCAAGGAGUUCCGCAUCUGCGUGCUCACCAAGGCCAACGCCAACGAGAACAGCUUCUCGUCGACCACGCGCUUCGACAUCCUGGUCACCACGCCCAUGCGGCUGGUCCACCUGCUCCGCACCGAAUCGCUCAAGCUCGACAGCGUGCAGCACCUGGUGCUCGACGAGGCCGACAAGCUGCUCGACAUGGGCUUCAUGGAGCAGGUCGACGAGAUCAUCGCCGCCUGCACGAACCAGGCCGUGCAGCGCUCGCUGUGGAGCGCCACCAUGUCGCCCAUCGUCGAGGACCUCGCGCGCACGUUCCUCCGCGACCCGGUCCACCUCACCAUCGGCACCCGCGACGCCGCCACCACCACCAUCAAGCAGCGCCUCGAAUUCGUCGGCCGCGAGGAGGGCAAGCUCCUCAUGCUCCGCCAGAUGAUCACCCAGUCGAAGGACAGAGCCAAGGAGCUGUUCCGGGAGCUCAUCUACGAGAACCUCAAGGUCGACGUCAUCCACUCGGAGAGGACCCAGGCCCAGAGGGACAGCAUCAUCAAGAACUUCCGGUCGGGCGCCAUCUGGAUCCUCAUCUGUACCGACCUGAUGGCGCGCGGUAUCGAUUUCCGCGGCGUCUCGAGCGUCAUCAACUACGAUUUCCCCCAGACCACCCAGGAGUACAUUCACAGAAUCGGUCGUACGGGUCGUGCGGGCAGGGCGGGAGAGUCGAUCACCUUCUUCACCGAGGAGGACGUGGUGAUGAUCCGCUCCAUCGCUAACAUCAUGAAGAACUCCGGAUGCGACGUGCCCGAAUGGAUCCUCAACAUCGAGAAGGCCCCGCGGUCGAAGAGGAAGGAGAUUGCAAGGCGGCCGAUCGCGCGUCGGCACAUCGAGACGGUGUCCACGUACGAUCUCAAGCAGGGGCGGAAGCUCAGGAAGGAGAAGUCCAAGAAGAUCAAGCAGUUCAAGAAGGCCGCCGGAGCAGGCGGCCCCGCCGCCACCGGCGAGAAGAAGAACUAG
Molecule: messenger RNA, 1932 nt
Organism: Acanthamoeba castellanii str. Neff
Lineage: Eukaryota; Discosea; Longamoebia; Acanthamoebidae
Product: DEAD/DEAH box helicase
Exons: 9
Coding region: 1-1932 (643 amino acids)
Biological process (GO): maturation of SSU-rRNA
Molecular function (GO): ATP binding; RNA helicase activity; nucleic acid binding
Source: RefSeq, a predicted model, not a curated record